Messenger RNA from Closterium sp. NIES-67, 1859 nucleotides. The record is from the annotation of a GenBank genome assembly. Lineage: Eukaryota; Viridiplantae; Streptophyta; Zygnematophyceae; Desmidiales; Closteriaceae.
UCAGUGCCCCUCUCCUCACCUCAGUGCUCCUCUCCUCUCCUUGGUUCUCCUCUCCGGUGGCUGAUCGCAUCACUUCUAUAGUUUCCUUUCCAGGAAUGAUUCCACAUUUAGCUGUUAUCAACUUCGCUUGCACCCUCACUGGUAGUACCUUCCUUUCAGCUUGCCGCUCUAACCUUCGUUUCAGCAGCGUGACCAGCGUAAAUUAGCCUGCAGGCCGAGUUUUGAGUCGACUACAACAUCGAGUCGAGACCCGCGUAGAUUUGCCAGCAGCGUUUCAAAGGCCUCGGUAGUUCCUACAAGCCAUCAUGUGUUUCCCACCGGAGAUCAAGCGAGCCCCUCUCGGCCUCGUCGGUCCCUCCUCCAAUCCCAAUCUCCCGUCAGAUGACCUUCCUAAUCGUCCACGCGUUUCAGAAGAAUUCGACCAAGCAGUUUCUCAAUUCAUGGCCGUUUUUCAAGCUCAGGAACCGGCGGUGAAAAAAAUGGGGGUACCGGGGGUACCGGCGGGUAAACAGCACCAAGCUUCAUUUCAACAGCAGACGGCGACGCAGCGGAAUGAGCAGACCGCGAGCCAGCAGCACCUCCUGGCCCAGCUACGGAGGCGAGUUAAUUCAACGAUCAGCCGUCAGCAGCCAACUUCAGCCGUCGGAUCUCCGUCAACCGGCAUCCGCGGCAGUUCCUUGGCUUUCCCAUCUAUUGUCGCCGAGACUCCUUCUCUACUCUCCGCUGCUGCUUCUGCUGCUUCCUUCCAACAAGCAUCCGCCAUUCCGCUCGCAUUCACCUCUCAUCCUCUUCUUUCCGCGUCUCCUGGGAUUCCCGCCGGGGGUUCGGCGCCUCUGGGGAUUCCCGCAUCAAUUGUUCUGAAUCAGAUCCUGACGAACGGAUCACACGUCGGAUCAGGCGUGACAGUACCCGGCGUGAGUGUAUCAGGUGCUAUCCCCCUUACUAGCAACAUCGGGUCAGGUAUAAGCCACCUCAGCCACAGCAACAUCGCAGGUGCGGGCUCUAUCAGCUCUCUUACUCCGAUCAGCCCUAUCAGUCCUCUUAGCAGCAAUUUCGCCAGCAGCGGCGCGAGGCUGGAAUCCGACGAGGACGACGAGAAGAAGGUCCGUCGGAUCCUGUCGAAUCGCCAGUCGGCGAAGCGCUCGCGGCAGCGGAAGCGCGAGCGACUGGACGAGCUGGAGGACGAGGUGGCGGCUCUGACGCGCGCGUGCGAGGAGGCGAACCGGAAGCUCAAGGAGGCAGAGGCGAGCAUGGAAGGCAUGCGCGAUGCGAAUCAGCGGAUGAAGGACGAGGUAGAGCGGUUACGGAGGGAGAUCGGUGCGACUGGGAGGCAAUCGCAGGUUCCGUCGCAGCUCCCGUCGGCGGUGUCGCCUGCUUGUCGCACAGCGGAUUUCGUCGAAGCUGUUCCGGCCUGCGACGAGACAGCACACGUGCAGAAGAGAUUGCGGACGAUUGAACACGAUGCGGAAUUGAAGGGUUCGGUGGCUGAAGUAGCCGUAUACAAGGCCAGUGGGCCCAGCUCGCCGUCCAGUGACGUCACGCGGACGGACUAUACCUGUACUGAUCCGGUUCAUAAGGAAGAAGCUGUCGUUGAGGAUGGGCUAGGGAUCUUCGGAGGGGGUUUGGCAGGUAUGGAUGACAUGGGUUGCUUACUGGGAGAUGUUUCUCCUCAGGGCUUGGAGUUGUUGGAUGAUGCCCUGGUGAGAGCCAUGCUGGAUUGCAUGGGAGAAGGGGAGUUGAAUCAGCUUCAGUGUUAGAUGAGUGUGUGGUCAUUUAGCUACUGUAUUCUCAGCACUGGCUAUUUAAGGACCUCUUAUCAUCUCAUCAAUCUUUGCAUGGAAAUGCAAACUUGAUACAGU